This is a messenger RNA of Euleptes europaea (tarantolino), 2290 nucleotides long. RefSeq names its product transcription factor 4 (gene TCF4). The transcript is spliced from 20 exons. Gene Ontology annotation, cellular component: transcription regulator complex. Gene Ontology annotation, biological process: regulation of transcription by RNA polymerase II. Gene Ontology annotation, molecular function: DNA-binding transcription factor activity, RNA polymerase II-specific; RNA polymerase II cis-regulatory region sequence-specific DNA binding; protein dimerization activity. The coding region runs from base 13 to 2109 and encodes 698 amino acids. The record is from RefSeq and is a predicted model, not a curated record. Lineage: Eukaryota; Metazoa; Chordata; Lepidosauria; Squamata; Sphaerodactylidae.
UGAUUUCGAGCAAUGAAACCCAGAGCGCGGGGCUGCGGUCGGAAAGGGACCCCCUUCUCUCCUCUCUCGGCCGGUUUGUGUGAUUUUGCUAAAAUGCAUCACCAACAGCGAAUGGCUGCCUUAGGGACGGACAAAGAACUCAGUGAUUUACUGGAUUUCAGUGCGAUGUUUUCACCUCCUGUGAGCAGUGGAAAAAAUGGACCAACUUCGUUGGCAAGUGGACAUUUUACUGGCUCAAAUGUAGAAGACAGAACUAGCUCAGGGUCCUGGGGGAAUGGAGGACAUCCUAGCCCGUCCAGGAACUAUGGAGAUGGAACUCCGUAUGAACAUAUGACAAACAGGGACCUUGGAUCACAUGACAAUCUAUCUCCUCCUUUUGUGAAUUCCAGAAUACAAAAUAAAACAGAAAGGGGCUCCUAUUCAUCAUACGGGAGAGACUCAAACUUACAGGGUUGCCACCAGCAAAGUCUCCUCGGAGGUGACAUGGAAAUGGGCAACCCCGGCGCUCUCUCGCCCACCAAACCUGGCUCUCAGUACUAUCAGUAUUCUAGCAAUAACCCGCGAAGGAGGCCCCUGCACAGUACCUCUGUGGAAGUACAGACAAAGAAAGUUCGAAAGGUUCCUCCAGGUUUACCGUCUUCAGUUUAUGCCCCUUCUGCAAGCACUGCCGACUACAAUCGGGAUUCACCAGGCUAUCCAUCCUCAAAACCAGCAGCGAGCACUUUUCCUAGUUCUUUCUUCAUGCAAGACGGUCAUCACAGCAGUGAUCCGUGGAGCUCCUCCAGUGGCAUGAAUCAGCCUGGUUAUGGCGGGAUGUUGGGCAAUUCUUCUCAUAUUCCACAAUCCAGUAGCUAUUGCAGUCUUCAUCCCCACGACCGCUUGAGCUACCCAUCACACUCCUCAGCAGACAUCAAUUCCAGUCUUCCUCCAAUGUCCACUUUCCACCGUAGUGGCACGACCCAUUACAACACUUCUUCCUGUACCCCACCUGCAAACGGAACAGACACCAUCAUGGCAAACAGAGGAAGCGGAACUGCUGGAAGUUCGCAGACAGGCGAUGCGCUGGGGAAAGCACUUGCAUCUAUCUACUCUCCAGACCACACCAACAACAGCUUUUCAUCAAAUCCUUCAACUCCCGUUGGUUCUCCCCCUUCUCUCUCAGCAGGCACAGCUGUUUGGUCUAGAAAUGGAGGGCAAGCAUCAUCAUCUCCCAAUUAUGAAGGUCCCUUACACUCUUUGCAAAGCCGGAUUGAAGACCGCUUGGAACGACUGGAUGACGCUAUUCAUGUUCUUCGGAACCAUGCAGUGGGGCCUUCGACGGCCAUGCCUGGUAGUCAUGGCGACAUGCAUGGAUUAAUAGGGCCCUCUCAUAACGGAGCCAUGGGAGGUCUUGGAUCAGGAUACGGAACAGGCCUUCUUUCAGCCAAUAGGCAUUCGCUAAUGGUCGGGGCUCACCGUGAGGAUGCGGUUGGUCUCCGCGGCAGCCAUUCGCUCGUGCCAAACCAGGUUCCCGUUCCGCAGUUGCCAGUGCAGUCUGCUACGUCUCCCGACUUAAACCCGCCCCAAGAUCCAUACAGAGGAAUGCCAACUGGACUUCAAGGGCAAAGCGUGUCUUCAGGGAGCUCCGAAAUCAAGUCCGAUGACGAGGGAGAUGAAAACCUCCAGGACUCAAAGUCUUCUGAUGACAAGAAGUUAGACGACGACAAGAAGGAUAUCAAAUCAAUUACUAGGUCAAGAUCUAGCAAUAACGACGAUGAAGAUCUCACACCAGAGCAAAAGGCAGAACGCGAAAAAGAACGGAGGAUGGCCAACAACGCCCGCGAGCGCCUCCGUGUCCGUGACAUCAAUGAGGCCUUCAAGGAGCUGGGCCGGAUGGUGCAGCUCCACCUGAAGAGUGACAAGCCCCAGACCAAACUCCUGAUCUUACAUCAAGCCGUAGCUGUUAUUCUCAGCUUAGAGCAGCAAGUCAGAGAAAGGAAUCUGAACCCUAAAGCAGCAUGUCUGAAAAGAAGGGAAGAAGAGAAAGUAUCUUCGGACCCUCCUCCGCUUUCUUUGGCAGGACCCCACCCUGGAAUGGGAGACACAUCUAAUCAUAUGGGACAGAUGUAAAAAAAAAAAAAGGUCCAAGUUGCCACAUUUUCUUCAUGUAAACCAGAGACCACUUCCUUAACAGCUAUAUUAUCUUAAACCCACAUAAACACUUAACCCCCCUUUUUUGUAAUAUAAUAAGACAAGUCUGAGUAGUUAUGAAUCACAGACGCACGAGAUUUCAGCAUUCCCGAUUCUGAAA